AUGAGAAGACGGUCUCAGGCGAAAAUUAUCCCUGAUUCGGAGGAUGACGCGCCAUUCAGCGAGACGUCACCAAGGGGUUCAUCACCCCUCUGUCGAUCGGGGUCUCGACAAACGGGCGGGUCACUGCAUACCAAUCCCCGGACCCACCGCAACACUAAGGAAUCUGAAGGAGAAGACCCGAUCAACUCGAUCACUCCGAGAAUGACAAGACGACGGGCAGCAGCCAAGAUCGAAGUCAUCGUCCCCGGCAAAAAGAGCAACUCCCCCAGUGACACCGCGCAGAGUUCGCUCAGUGGCACUCCUGGUACAAACACGCCGGCAACCAGUGUUAGCACUGGCGUGGAAUCGGAUGCGAAACAAACUAGAACAUUACCCAAGGCCCGAAAGGAGAUUCAGCGAAUCACUGCAAAUGCCAGAGGUAGAGUUCAGCAGGCCUCGAAACGUGGUACCAAAAGAUCAGCAUCUGCCAUGUCAGCCGCCAAUACUCAGGACGAUGCGGCUUUGGCGGAGGCACUCCAGCAGGAGGAAUACGCGUACAUGGCAUCGGCUCCAAAAAGGCAGAAGGUAUCAAACCAAGACGUCUCUAAUUCGAAUCUACAACGUCUUCAAGACAUUCGACAAGGGUAUGAGGUUUCGGACUCAGCAGAGGAUUUUUCGGAUGAGCGUUUGACCUCCGACGAGGGAUCGCACCCGCCGUCAUUGAUAUCUGAUGAUGGGGAUUAUUGGGAUUCAGAAGAGGGAGAUGAUUAUUUGGAAAGUGUUAAAGCCGAAGCUGCUGCGGAGGUCAGGGGGGGCCUUGAAUCGGGUUCCGUCCGUCAUGACGAAUCGGAAGAUGCCGAGUUUGAUCCCGAAGAUAAUCCUAUGAGUUGGGACGAGAUGCGCAAAGCCGGGCGCGCGGCAAAGGAACGGAAAAAGUUGGUCUCAAAGCACCCGGUCGUAGAAACCAUGUGGGAUGAGCUUAAAGCCCAGCCCAUUCUCACCCCAGCACCCGCUCAGCAGCCGCCAUCCAUUACUCGAAAGUUAAAGCCCUUCCAGCUGGAGGGCCUAAGCUGGAUGAUUGAGCAGGAAAAGUCGUCAUACCGAGGUGGCUUGCUAGGUGACGAGAUGGGCAUGGGAAAGACCAUCCAAGCCGUGUCUCUUAUCAUGUCCGAUUUCCCACAGCCUGACCCAACACUUGUUAUUGUUCCACCCGUUGCUUUGAUGCAAUGGCAGAAGGAAAUUCAGGAAUACACUGAUGGCAAACUGAAAGUGCUCGUCUAUCAUGGCUCUGACUCGAAGGUGAAGAAGCUCACCGAGGCGGAUCUUCGAAAAUACGAUGUGAUUAUGAUUUCCUAUUCGAGCUUGGAGUCUAUGCAUCGCAAGCAAGAGAAAGGCUGGUCUCGUGGAGGGAACACGGUCAAAGCAGACAGCGUCAUACACUGCAUCCACUAUCACCGACUCAUCCUUGACGAAGCUCAUAGCAUCAAGCAACGUACCACGGGUGUCGCUAAGGCCUGCUUUGCCUUGAAGGCCAACUUUAAAUGGUGUCUUUCGGGUACCCCAGUGCAGAAUCGAAUUGGCGAGUUCUUCUCUCUGCUUCGGUUCUUGCAAGUUAGACCGUUUGCUAGCUACUUCUGCAAACAAUGUCCCUGUGAGGAACUCCAGUGGAUGGCGGAUAAGCAGGGGCGUUGUACGCAAUGCCGUCACACAGGUUUCAACCACAUUUCCGUCUUCAACAAGGAGAUCUUGAAUCCAAUCACGGAAGGCAGAACUCAGAACGAGCGCAAGGAAGGCUUGGCGAAACUCCGCCUGAUCACAGACCAUAUCAUGCUUCGACGACUGAAGGAGGAACAUACCGCCUCAAUGGAACUCCCACCGAAACGAAUUACCAUCCACAACGAAUUCUUUGGGGAGAUCGAGCAUGACUUCUCUCGUAGUAUCAUGACGAACACGGGUCGUCAAUUUGAUACUUACGUGAGCCGAGGUGUUAUGCUGAACAACUAUGCCAACAUUUUUGGUCUGAUUAUGCAGAUGCGUCAAGUGGCUAAUCACCCUGACCUUAUCUUAAAGAAACAGACCCAACCUGGCCACAAUGUGCUCGUGUGUACAAUCUGUGAUGAACCGGCAGAGGAUGCGAUUCAAUCCCGCUGCCGCCAUGACUUCUGCCGUCGAUGUGUUACGGACUACAUCGAGUCUUUUGACUCGAAAGAUAGUGCAGAAUGCCCUCGGUGCCACAUCGCUCUGUCGAUUGAUUUGGAACAACCAACAAAGGAGCAGGAGGCCGAGAGUAUCAAGAAGACGUCGAUUAUCAACCGAAUCUCCAUGGAGAAUUGGACAUCAUCAACAAAAAUCGAAACCCUCCUCUACGAACUGUACAAACAGAGAAACAAGAGCCACACCCCAAAGUCUAUCAUCUUCUCCCAGUUCACGUCAAUGCUCCAGCUCGUGGAGUGGCGUCUACGUCAUGCAGGAUUCAACACGGUCAUGCUGGACGGUACGAUGACACCCGCGCAGCGCCAAAACUCGAUCAACCAUUUCAUGACUAAUGCCGACGUGGAGGUGUUUUUGGUCUCCCUUAAGGCUGGCGGUGUUGCCUUGAAUUUGACUGAGGCGUCUCGUGUCUUCAUUGUGGACCCCUGGUGGAACCCUGCGGCAGAAUGGCAGAGUGCCGAUCGGAGUCAUCGUAUCGGCCAGCAGAGACCGAGAAGAAAGCGAACCUGA
Penicillium waksmanii is the source of this 2700-nucleotide messenger RNA. Its product is annotated as DNA repair protein RAD16. The transcript is spliced from 4 exons. The coding region runs from base 1 to 2700 and encodes 899 amino acids. Gene Ontology annotation, molecular function: metal ion binding; ATP-dependent chromatin remodeler activity; ATP binding. The record is from RefSeq and is a predicted model, not a curated record. NCBI's taxonomy places the organism in Eukaryota, Fungi, Ascomycota, Eurotiomycetes, Eurotiales, Aspergillaceae.